This is a messenger RNA of Durio zibethinus, 618 nucleotides long. The record is from RefSeq and is a predicted model, not a curated record. NCBI's taxonomy places the organism in Eukaryota, Viridiplantae, Streptophyta, Magnoliopsida, Malvales, Malvaceae.
AUGAAUGGUUUGGCACUUAAUGAAUUAGACAAUCCGUUGUCUAACGAAGUGAAAAAUCCAAAGAAUUCUCAGACCAUCCAGAAAAGCACCAUGAGUGAAUUUCUAAAGAAAAUUGAUGAUGAUGUUGCAAGCAGCAAUGAUUUCUCCGACUUUAUGGUAUGCUUUGAUGGGGAGCACAAAAAAAUUGGAAGAUACAGUUUCCCACUGUCUUUAGUUUCUACUGUGGAAAGAAUCACCAAUGUCUAUGGUGAUGUUUCUGCUCCGUGUUUAAAGAACUCAAGUGUUACCGAGAAAAUCUAUCUAUUUUUCUGUGCUACAAUUAAAGAGAUGGAGGAUCUAAAGCUUCAUCAAGUUACAGAGAAAAAACUGUUGAAAUGGAGGGAUGCUAUUAAGGAUGCUCUUCGCAUCAAUUUCAAAGUCGCUUUUGCUAUGCACCAUUUGAAGAGAAUUGCUCGUGCUUAUUUUGGCUGCAUAGGAAGCCAAGAGCUUCAGAGCAUAGGUGACAAAUUGGAUGCCUUGAACAAGGAGCGUGCGGAGACGUACCAGGAUUUCAAAGACUAUAUUGCUUAUGCAAAAGACUUCUAUGGCAAGUCUGUCAGCGAUGGUUUAUUCGCGUGA